AUGUUCCAAGCUCCAGCUCCAGCCAUCCACCCAGACCAGAUGGUGGUCGACAGGGUGCAUCGCCUAAGACGGCCACAACACAUGCCGCCCACCACAGAGAGGGAUGUCAUCGCACGUGUACAUUUUUUCCACGUGAAAGAACAGAUCAUGAGAGAAAGCAGAACGGCAGGCAUGCCGGACCCGUAUGGACACAUCAAAAUUUUUGCCGACUUAUCAGCAGAAACACUACAGUUUAGGAAAAGUCUGACCCAGAUCACAGCCACCCUGCGAGAGAAGAACAUCGCCUACAGGUGGGGAUACCCAGCCAAACUACUGAUCCACCGCGAGGGGAAAAUGCACGUGAUACUCAACACUGAAAUGGGGCUACUUAAACUCAAGGACUGGGGCAUACAGGUUGCAGAGGAGGUGAAACAACACCGCCUUAACAUCCCCAGAGUACCAAGAGACUGGUCAACCGCCUGA
Molecule: messenger RNA, 462 nt
Organism: Pelobates cultripes (western spadefoot toad)
Lineage: Eukaryota; Metazoa; Chordata; Amphibia; Anura; Pelobatidae
Source: the annotation of a GenBank genome assembly